UAAAUGCUCAUUAGUAUCAAAUUAAUUACGAAGUGGUGUAGUCUAAAGUUCCUGUGCAUUAAAAAAGUGAUUGUUUUUUUUUUUUCAUUUUUCUCUCGCCUUGAAUUUUCAGACUCACUGAUUGAUCUGAAAAACUAGUUUUCCACUAAAUUGCCUAAAUCUAGUUUUGACUAUGGAGAAAACAAUUCUGGUCCUUCUGGCCUCAGUCGCCAUAGUUCUAUCAAAUCCAGUAAUCACACGGCAAGACCUUCAAACUGAAGAACUCAGACAGAACAUAGAGAAAUUCUGUUCCAAUCUGAUACACUUAAACAACUUGUACUAUUCCAAAGGAGAAACCAAAGAAAUUAACGGUUUUCCAGCAGAUAUGAGCGUUCAUUGGAAGACAGGGAACAUAUUCUACACAUUAAUAAACGAUGAAAUGAAGAUGUCCCUUCAAAUAUUACGUCCCAGUGGUGAAACGGAGACUAUUAAAAUAGCUGGAUUAGGUCAAUCCACAACAGUUGAUAACCUAAACGAUAUUGUGUACCUAGCGACUGAUAACGGGGUAUACAAAUAUAAAGACGACGGUUCGGUGGAGUUAUAUACAGCUUUAGGUGAAGAUGUUAUGUAUACAACUGUGUCAAACGAUGGGACAGUAAUGUAUAUAGCGACAUGGCCUCAAAAUCGGGUGCAUAAAAUCACAAAUGACGGCCAAAAACAGGAAUCUUUCUCGGCCAUACCAAACGGGCAUGGCAUAACAGUUGAUCCUGGAAAUAAUAUUUUCUUUAUAGCAACCAAAACGUCGUAUAUUUUGAAAAAUGGGCAGAGUAUACCAAUUAAAAUUAAAGGGUUGCCAAGUGAAAGAAUGUCGGGUGUUUUUGUUACUCGUUCGGAUGAAGUUCUUGCGAUGGAUGAGAACAGUAAUCUUUAUAGUGUUGACGCUGAAAACGCUAGUGCUAAACAUUUAGGUACGUUCAACGUAUCAGGAGUAAACACUUUUGCCUUGGAUUCUGCCGACAAUAUUCUUAUCGGUGUCAAAGGGAACAUACUGAAAUUCAAUGCCUACGAACAUAAUCCUUGCAGCGAUUUCAAAAAGUAACUACCUACUUAGUGCCCUAUUUUUUUAUUAAACAUAUAGGUAUUUAUUAAAAUAUUUCUUACUAAUAAAAUGUGUGUAAGUACCUCUA
This is a messenger RNA of Maniola jurtina (meadow brown), 1166 nucleotides long. RefSeq lists its product as uncharacterized. Bases 173 to 1078 code for a protein of 301 amino acids. Lineage: Eukaryota; Metazoa; Arthropoda; Insecta; Lepidoptera; Nymphalidae. The record is from RefSeq and is a predicted model, not a curated record. The transcript is spliced from 3 exons.